UAUAUAUUAAUAUAGCUCCCCUUUAAAAUGGCCCAAGUCCUUAAUGUGAGUUACUCUACGUGUAGAAGCAAAGAAAUAUUCUUUCAAGUGGAGCUGCAGUUUUGCUGAAUAAUCACGUGUGAAUUUAGGGGCGGGCUCUUGGCAAGCAGUUUUUUACGAGUAUUUACUACAAGGUCUACUCCAGAAGAUUAACCAUCCCAGUCCUUCUGUCAGUCUCCGAUGUCAUGCCUGGUUAAAAAAAACCCCAAACUCACCUUUUUUCGAUCGUCAGUCACCCUAAAGAAUGGCCGAGCCUUUGGGGAACGAGUUGGCGUCCGCAGCUGCAAGGGGGGACCUAGUGCAACUUACUAAUUUGUUGCAAACGAAUGUAAACGUCAAUGCCCAAAAUGGAUUUGGGAGGACUGCGCUGCAGGUGAUGAAACUUGGGAAUCCUGAAAUUGCCAGGAGGUUGCUAAUUACAGGUGCUAAUCCUGAUCUGAAAGACAGUACAGGGUUCGCUGUAAUUCAUGAUGCAGCCAGAGCGGGUUUCCUGGACACGCUGCAGACUUUACUGGAGUUUAACGCUGAUGUUAACAUUGAGGAUAAUGACGGAAACCUGCCAUUGCACUUGGCAGCUAGAGAAGGCCACCUCCCAGUAGUGGAAUUCCUUAUUAAGCAUACAGCAAGCAAGGUGGAACAUCAGAACAAGAAGGGAGACACUGCCUACGACUUGGCUAAGCUGUACAAGAGGAACGAUGUAGUUAAACUAAUGGAAGGCAGCAGUUUAAGGGCAGAAGCGGCAGACAUGAAUUAAAUCAAACACGGACAACUUCUUAGUUGGACAUCAAAGCGUAUAGCCCUUGUUUUUAAUAACAUUUAUUACAACUUAUUUUCUUCUUCUUCUUCUUUAAAUAACUAGUGCAAGUCUGGUGAAACUGAAAAGGUGUAGACUGUGUAGCAAAUGAAUAUAUUUACAAAUCACACCAACAGCAUUGCCCUGCACCUGCCAUCCGCACAAUGCUAGAAGAGACACAACAUGGACACAUGUUGAUCGCUUUUGCUUAGUUCUUGCAGUGUAUAUUUGUGCACUUUCUUCGUUUGUUUUAGGUCACUAAUUCUAAACAAGCUAUAUGCUAAAAUGCUUUAUGUUUCUGACAUUUACUUUUAAAAAACGUUUUACUGUGAUAUUUUUUCUCAAGAUCAUGCUUCACAAUUUUAAGCACUGUCUCUGACAAAACAGGACAUUAAAGGGUGUAGCCUGUGGUUCAGGCAACGCUUGAAUUUAAAGGACGUUUGGCCUGUAAAGACAGCAGGAUGGGGCCCUACAAGUGUCAGGAAAUAGCUGCAUUUGGACACUAAUAAGAGCUUGUAGAACUAGGUAAUUUGCUUUCUAGAUUGAGAUUAUACUUUUCUUUUUCACUGUAUUUAAUCUUUCACAAAUCUGCUUCUGAAAUUGAUUAACAGCAACAAUGUAAGUGGCUUAUUUGUUUGCCAGAGGUUAAAACAGCUAAGCUUGGUUGUUCUGUGCACGGAACAAUACACUUUCCUAGUUUCAAAACAAGCAGCAGACAACCAUUGUCAGAGGAAAGAGUAUAAUAAGGCUGUGAUACCAACAGAGAGAUCCCAGUUUUCUGGUCACUCCACAAUCGAAGAGAAGGUAGACUCUAUUUAAGAAAUAUUUGCUUUCCACCAAACUUUUUAUUUUAAUUAAUCAUUUUACUUAUGCUGCAUCUCACAAAACGUGGAUAUUUGAAUACAAUGGAAUUUAGAGGGAAUCACGUUUGCUUCUCAUAACAUUAUAUUAUCGCUUGCACGUGAAACACAACACAACCCUGAAUAUUUUAAUUGACAAUAUUUUAAUGUUUGAAUAUGGUUGGGAGCAUUUCGGAGACCCACAGUCACGUACCGUCCGAUGCUGCGCGGCGCUGAGCGCCUUCUGCCUCCAUGAAUGCAAUGGGCGCUGACGAUGCUCAGCACCUUGUCGGACUGAGUUUACUGUCAACAUUUUAUACCAUGUUAUAGGUGUUAGUCGUUUGGCAGAUCAGCAGGUUUAAGUGCUUUAUUUUUAAUAUUCUAAACAUUUUAACUGCAUUAAAGAGAUGGAAUCAAAUCAAUGUAAAACGAACACAUUUACAAAUAUCAACAAAAUAGCAUUGAAAGGGGGAAUAUACUUUAGAUAAGAUUAUUUUAAUUUUUCAGCAAAGGUUUUACCCCCCAGAAUCAAUAACCAUUGUUUGAAAACAAAAUUUUUUUUCCAGAAACUGUUUAUCACAUGUUUACUAUACACUCGCUGUCACAUUGCUGUGUUCUUGAUUAAAAACCUCUCUGACAGAU
This is a messenger RNA of Caretta caretta (loggerhead turtle), 2313 nucleotides long. It is a transcript of the gene CDKN2C, whose product is annotated as cyclin dependent kinase inhibitor 2C. Gene Ontology annotation, molecular function: cyclin-dependent protein serine/threonine kinase inhibitor activity; protein kinase binding. Lineage: Eukaryota; Metazoa; Chordata; Testudines; Cheloniidae. Gene Ontology annotation, biological process: negative regulation of cell population proliferation; regulation of cyclin-dependent protein serine/threonine kinase activity; regulation of G1/S transition of mitotic cell cycle. Gene Ontology annotation, cellular component: nucleus; cytoplasm. The record is from RefSeq and is a predicted model, not a curated record.